Messenger RNA from Labrus mixtus (cuckoo wrasse), 2327 nucleotides. RefSeq names its product phosphatidylinositol-4,5-bisphosphate 4-phosphatase 2 (gene pip4p2). Gene Ontology annotation, biological process: phosphatidylinositol dephosphorylation. NCBI's taxonomy places the organism in Eukaryota, Metazoa, Chordata, Actinopteri, Labriformes, Labridae. The transcript has 8 exons. The record is from RefSeq and is a predicted model, not a curated record. Gene Ontology annotation, molecular function: phosphatidylinositol-4,5-bisphosphate 4-phosphatase activity. Gene Ontology annotation, cellular component: plasma membrane; phagocytic vesicle membrane; late endosome membrane. The coding region runs from base 214 to 1062 and encodes 282 amino acids.
CUUGUCAUUAAAGGGGGGCGGUGAUCACCACGUUGCUCCUCCCCCUCCGGGCUGCCGUCACCGGGGCUGCUGGACCGGAUCAACUCGGCACCCAAACAACCAGCCGCCGGCUGCUGCUGCUGCUGUUCCUCUGUGCUGAGAGAAGACCCGGUGCAGACAAGGAGCCUCCCCGCACCGCCUCUCACACUGCUUUUCUCUCUCACCGUCAACGACAUGGCCUCCGACGGCAUGGACGAGAGAUCUCCGCUGCUGUCGGGCCCGAACUCCGAGAACGUGACCCCCACUGCUCCCCCGUACCUGCAGGAUCCGAGCCCCCGAGCCGAACUACCUCCUCCUUACACAGCCAUCGCCAGCCCAGACGCCGGCGGGGUGCCCGUCAUCAACUGCCGUGUCUGCCAGUCGCUCAUCAACCUCGACGGGAAGCUGCAUCAGCAUGUGGUCAAGUGCACCGUCUGCAAUGAAGCUACGCCCAUCAAGAACCCUCCAACAGGGAAGAAAUAUGUGAGGUGUCCCUGUAACUGCCUGCUCAUCUGUAAAGACACAUCCCGGAGGAUAGGAUGUCCUCGACCAAACUGCAGACGCAUCAUCAACCUGAGCCCGGUGAUGGUGAUCCCAGAGGAGCAGCCUGCCCAGCCCGCUCUGCCCAUCCAGCCAGAAGGGAUGAGGGUGGUCUGUGGUCACUGUGGCAACACCUUCCUGGGGAGCGAGGACGACAGGUCAUCCUCGCCAGUGUCUGGUGUUCCCAGCGAUGGCUCCCCGCCACCACAGCAACAGUGGAUGGAGCUUCGGUUUAACACGCUAGCCAAGUGUCCCCACUGCAAAAAAAUAUCCUCUGUUGGCAGUGCACUUCCCAGGAGGCGCUGUUGUGCUUAUGUUACAAUAGGACUGAUCUGCAUUUUCAUUGGAGUGGGCUUAACUGUGGGCACUCGGAGCUUCGCUGUCCGUUACAACGCCACCUACGUCUCCUGGGCGCUGGCCUACCUGCUGGGCCUCAUCUGUCUGGUACGAGCUUGCUACUGGGGCGCCAUCAAAGUCAGCUACCCCGAGAACAGUUUCUCCUAGAGGCGGGGGUUCCAGGUUCGGCGUGGCACGGCUUGGAGAACAGACCUCCACUUUAAGUUGUUUCAUCGUGUUCAAAUUUUCAACCCAGUCAUGUUCAGCGGAGUGGAGCGCCUGCAGAGUAUGUUGGGAGAGAGAUACUGUACGUUUGGAGGGUUGCUUCCUGUUUGGGGGAUGCAUCUUGUUGUUGUUUGUGUGUGUUUUUAGAAAGUUUUACUCACUGAACAAACCUACUGUGUGUCAAUCAGUCCACAUCGACUCAAAUCCAGGUCCAGGUUUAGCCAAAAUCCAGAAUCAAGACCUUCAAUAAAAACUGUGAUUUGCCUUGAUGAAUGCCAAAAUUAGCUGAGUUGUAAAAGUAGUCUGGCAAACUGGUUGGAUUUGGUCUUUCUGGUCUAGUUAUUUAAUUUAAUUUUUCCACAACUUAACUCUUGACUCGUACCAGACCAAAAUGAGACGACCUCCUAACGAUUUGUUUUUCCCAUUGCACUACGAUUAUAUGCAAUUGUGUUAUUUUGUCGCUGCUAGUUUGACUCCAGCUGCAGAUCCAUAUACUGUAAUGUAACCUUUGCCUGUGUACACUGACAUAGUAUCGCUAUAUGAUUUUAACUGUCGACAUGAUCAACUCCUCCUUAAAUACCCACGUGUGCCAACUUUGCUGCCCAGUAUUAGUCCAGUAGAGCAUCAGAUCAACAGGAGUGUGUUUUUAUUCUUUUUGUGCCAUGCAGCUUUUCAUUCAAAACAGCAAUAACCCUUUGAUUUAAAGUUCCCUGUGUUCUUCGCUGCGUUUUUUGUUUCCGUCUCACUGAGGGAACAUGAAAACAUGUUUGCAUGUCCUGCCACCGGGGUUGUGUUUCUUUCCUGUUUCAGAGAGCUAGCUGAAGCGUUUGAUGCUCUUGUCUUUUCUCCUUUUACCUGUGAGUUAGAAUGUAACCCAUCCUCUUCCUCCUCCUCCUCUUCCUCCUCCUGACGCUUCUAUCGCUGCUCUCUGACCUCCAGUGAACUCUGUGCUAGCUAGCUAGAUUGCUGUAGGCUAACUCAGCAUCCUGUCUCUUGACCUAUACCAGUCUGCAAUCUUCUAACCUUGUUUUGAAUGUGAUGAUGAUGAUGAUGAUGAUGAGGAUGAUGAUGAUUAAGGAGAAAAUAUAUAAAAAGAAACUUUGUAAAUAGUUCAAAUUCAGUACUUUGAAAACUGUAAUGAGAGGAUGAAGGAGCGGAGACGUGGGUCUUUUUAAAAUGAUAAUUUAUCAAUAAAAAGCAAAAACCUG